AUGCAUCCAGUUACUCUAAUUAAAAAUAUAGAGUGUGUUGAAUGUGGAUCACUCUGUUAAAAAGAUGAUCUCUAUCAUUUGGCUUAUGAAUUUAUAAUUAAACAUUUUGAGAUGAAUCCCAAUACUAAUCCAAUCAUUAAUGAUAACAUCUUAGUUCUUAAACCAAAAUCCUUUGUUGUAAGUCAAGAUCACAUUAGAGACAUACAUUCUCAUAUACCUCCACUUAUUAUUAAGCUCUAUCCCUAAAUCACUGUAACACUUUAUGAAUAGAUGAAAGUUAAUGAUGCCUUCUUAAUCAAAACUAUACUAGUUUGUGAAUCCUGCUUUCUGAAAUACAGUUCUUCAAACUCAACAUUGUCUGGCUCAAGUUAGAGAGUAGCAAAGCAAAAGACGAUGUCAGUAAGAUUGAAGAGUGCCAGCAUAUUACAGAGGAAACCAGAAAUCAAGGAAUAUCUAUUUUAAUAAAAUUUAGAUCUCAUUCAAUAAAGAAAAGAAGCCUUUUUUAAAUCAAAUAGCAACAAGCAAUCAUUUAAUAGUAACUCUUAAUUCUCUACUGCAUUAAAUACUCAUUCAGCCUCUCAUAAAUAUAAGUUGUCACUAGAAAGCAAUUUCGAUUAAAUUAGUUUUUAAUUAAAUACUGCUAGAUGA
Paramecium octaurelia is the source of this 648-nucleotide messenger RNA. The record is from the annotation of a GenBank genome assembly. NCBI's taxonomy places the organism in Eukaryota, Ciliophora, Oligohymenophorea, Peniculida, Parameciidae.